AUGUCGGACUAUCUUCCGGAACCCAUGAUAGAAAAAAUCCUCCUCAAUAUGCCCACCAAGUGUUUGAUGAAAUACACCGCAGUUUGCAAGUCAUGGAUGUCUCUGAUCAAGUCAUCCACCAUCAUUCAGACCCACCUCACCCGCAACAAUAACGCUCGCCUCCUUCUGUUCUCAACCUUUUCCAAGGUUGAGAACACAAGCAAGUCAUACUCUCUGCUCUGGGAUGACCCUGUUCUUGGUGACUGCAAGCGUAUCGACCCUAUAACUUACACUAUUGUCUAUCAAGGAAGAAAUGUCUCUCCUCAGAGUCUACUAGUCGUUGGGACUUGUAAUGGUCUCGUAUGCCCUCAUUGUGUUGAUUCCCCUGUUUUAGUUUGGAACCCAUCUAUUAGAAAGAUUGUGGUUUUGCCUAGCCCACCACCAUUACCUCCAAGGAGUCUUGAUGAUAUUUGUUUGAGAAGAUUUUCUUUCGGUUACGAUUCAAGUACCAAUGACUAUAAAGUGUUGAGAAUUAUGAUACAUCCAUGGUUUACUGAAACUCUAGUUGAAUUAUACUCGCUAGCUAGCGGGACCUGGAAGAGUCUCAGUGCUGCUGCAAAUAAAGUGCCUGAGGCUUUGAGGGGACAGACAAGCUGGUGUACAAAAUAUGGGGACUGUCUUGCCUUGGCUACGGAGAAAAUAUCACUUGAGUUUGACAUUUGGGUGAUGAAAGAGUAUGGUGUGGCGGAAUCAUGGACAAAGUUAACCCUGCGGCACGAGGGAGAUCUUGAUCAUAUGGAGGAACUGAUAUAUUGUAGGAGUGAAGAACUCGUGUUCCAGAGUGAAACUGGAAAUUUGCUUAUCGUGGAUUGUGGGACUGGUUAA
Fragaria vesca subsp. vesca is the source of this 864-nucleotide messenger RNA. RefSeq names its product F-box/kelch-repeat protein At3g23880-like. The record is from RefSeq and is a predicted model, not a curated record. The coding region runs from base 1 to 864 and encodes 287 amino acids. Lineage: Eukaryota; Viridiplantae; Streptophyta; Magnoliopsida; Rosales; Rosaceae. The transcript is spliced from 2 exons. Gene Ontology annotation, molecular function: protein binding.